This is a messenger RNA of Meleagris gallopavo (turkey), 1286 nucleotides long. RefSeq lists its product as uncharacterized. Gene Ontology annotation, biological process: protein polyubiquitination; protein monoubiquitination. NCBI's taxonomy places the organism in Eukaryota, Metazoa, Chordata, Aves, Galliformes, Phasianidae. Gene Ontology annotation, molecular function: ubiquitin protein ligase activity; metal ion binding. The record is from RefSeq and is a predicted model, not a curated record.
AGGCAGCCGGGGCACCCAGGAGGCCGCAGCAGCAAAGGGAACCGCGUGAUCCCUGCUGCUGCAGCAGCGGGGUGAGGAGCAGCCCCUCAUCCCCUUCGCUCUCCUGCUCCCCACAGCAGCUGGACAGCAUGGCCACCGAGCUGGACCGUCGCUGCCCCAUCUGCCUGGACACCAUGGAUGAUGCCAGCUACGUGAUGCCGUGCCUGCACCAGUUUUGCUUUGGCUGCAUCCAGCGGUGGGCUGAGAGCAGGCCCACGUGCCCCCUCUGCAAAUGCAGGGUGGGGUCCAUCUUGCACUCGGUGCAUGCAGACGACAGCUUUCAAGAGCUUGUCAUCGAACGGCAGGAGAGAGCCAGAACAGCCCCCCACCACACAACAUCAGCCCAAGAGCAAACAGGGGCACCCCCCAGCUGGCCGUCCAUGUUCCACCAGCCUCCAGCUGUGCUCCGGCCCCUGCUGCCCUGGCUGCGCCAGGAGCUGAGGCAGCUCUUUGGGGCUGACCACAGGGCAGCCUCUGCAGCACAGCGCCAUGUCAUCUCUGGCCUGUGCUACUUUGGCCUGGACGAGGGAGCGCUGACUUUGUGGCUGCACUGCUCCCUGCGAAGCCGGACCGCCAGCUUUGUGCGACGGCUCGUUGUACAAGCUGCGCGGGUGUGCAGUGGGCAGGUGCAACAUCUGCCUGGCCCAGAGGCCUCCCAUGCUGCCACAGGACGGGAGGGCAACCCCGCAACUGCCCGUGGUGCAGCUGCCCAUGGUGCACAGACUCCCGACCGUGGCCCACAGCCUUCCAGCAGCACCGGGGAAGACAAUGUGGAGGAGGAGCUUCCUGUCCCCUCAACUGCUGCCCUUAGUGAGGGUCCCAGCCAGCCUCCAUCCAUCCCGGCUCCAUGGCGGACCAGCCAAGCAGCAACACAGGAGGACCUGGGGGAGGCAGUGCCAGGUCCCUCAAGCACCAGCACAGGCAGGGAGCGCUCACGCAGGGCGCCUCGGAGAGCUCCGAAGAGGAGGGCCCGCAACUCUGAGGCCUCUGUACCUCCCGCCAAGAGGCCACCCCGUCGGCAGCACUAAGACACCGCCCCAGCAGCUGGCGAGAACAGGGCCGGGCCUGCAGCUGGGGCACAACCAGCCCUCAGGGGCUCAGACUGUGUAUCAGAUUGAGUAAUACAAUAUUAAAGAAAAAUCUGUAUUAGAUUUGUGGUGUUCCCAGGUUAUAUCUUGUGAUUUUGAUAUCACCCAUAAAGUUAAGGUCAGCUGAUCUCGAGGUAUCUCUUAGAACUUUUAAUAAUU